Messenger RNA from Ipomoea triloba (trilobed morning glory), 2227 nucleotides. RefSeq names its product protein NUCLEAR FUSION DEFECTIVE 4-like. The record is from RefSeq and is a predicted model, not a curated record. NCBI's taxonomy places the organism in Eukaryota, Viridiplantae, Streptophyta, Magnoliopsida, Solanales, Convolvulaceae. Gene Ontology annotation, cellular component: membrane. Bases 131 to 1786 code for a protein of 551 amino acids. The transcript is spliced from 3 exons.
GGUCACAGGCUCAUAGCUCGCAGCUCGCAUAGAAAAGGCACCUGGCACCAUGCUUCUUCUCUUGCAAUUCCCAUUCCCAUAAAACCCAAAAUCUAAUCAAAAGUAUUAUUUGAUCACGAAAAAGAAGGAAAUGGAUUUCGACCCGGAUUACAACCCGAGAUUCAAAACCAAAAUCAGCACCAAGUUUGUCGCUACAGUGGCCAGCAUAUGGAUUCAAUCCACCAGCGGCUCUCUCUACACCUUCGCCAUCUACUCCUCCGUCUUGAAAUCAUCCCAAGCCUAUGAUCAGUCAACCCUCGACACCGUUUCCGUUUUCAAAGACUUCGGCGCCAACGUCGGCGUACUCUCCGGCAUCCUCUACUCCGCCGCCUGCGGUGGAGGCCCCUGGGUGGUGCUCUUGGUCGGCGCGCUUCUAUGCUUCGCCGGCUACUUCCUCAUGUGGUUGACCGUUGUGGGUUUGCUUCCCAGACCCCACGUGCUUCUCAUGUGCCUCUACAUGCUCCUUGCCGCUCAGGCCACCACCUUCUUCAACACCGCUAAUGUUGUUACUGCGGUUCAUAAUUUCCCCACACAUAGAGGGACUGUGGUCGGUAUUAUGAAGGGUUUCCUUGGGUUGAGUGGAGCAAUAUUAAUCCAAGUAUAUCGGACAAUGCUUAAGAACAAGCCUACUUCAUAUCUUCUGUUGUUGGCGAUUUUGCCAUCCAGCAGUUCUUUGCUAUUCAUGUGGCUCGUUAGGAUUUGUGAAACAACUGAAGAGGAUGAGAAGAAGCAUCUGAAUGGUUUCUCUUUUGUUGCUCUGAUCCUAGCUGCUUAUCUCGCAACUGUUAUAAUUGUUGAAAGCAUAUUCUCUUUUGAUCUAUCAGCACGAAUCGCUACAUUUUUGGUGCUCAUUUUGUUGCUACUUUCUCCUAUUUUUGUUGCAAUUGGAGCCUACAAGGAGAAAUCUUAUAGAAUUAUAAAAUUCCUACUCGAACAAAACCCAGUUAUGGAUGAGCAAAACAGAUCCCAUGUUCACACUGUCAACAUUGGACAAGAUCCUACUGAGUACCAUCAGUUGCCUGAGAGUUCUGAUCAAGCGGGAGAUACAGAUGAGAGGAAGACCCCAGAAUCUGGAGAGAACCUGAAUCCUUUUCAGGCAAUGUGCACAAGUAGUUUCUGGUUUUUGUUUUUCACCACUGCCUGUGGUAUGGGCUCAGGAUUGACGACAGUGAAUAACAUGAGCCAAAUUGGAGAGUCUCUUGGUUAUGGAAGCUUAGAGAUAGAUACUUUGGUAUCUUUAUGGAGUAUCUGGAAUUUUCUAGGCCGUUUCGGAGCUGGUUAUGUUUCAGAUUAUUUCCUCUAUGUACUUGGAUGGUCAAGACCAUUAUUUAUCGUCAUUACUCUUGCUCUUAUGAGCAUUGGCUAUAUUGUGAUUGCUUUAGGUCUGCCUGGUGGUCUAUACGCUGGCUCCAUUUUGGUGGGUAUAUGUUAUGGAUCACAAUGGUCACUAAUGCCAACAAUCGUUUCUGAAAUAUUUGGUGUAGUACAUAUGGGAACAAUAUUCAAUACGAUAACAAUAGCAGGCCCUAUUGCAACUUAUAUUCUUUCCGUGAGAGUGGUUGGAUAUUUCUAUGACAAAGAAGCAGCAUCGGGUGAACUGAACAUCUGCACUGGGACACAUUGCUUCAUGUUGUCCUCUUUCAUUAUGGCAGCCACCACUUUCUCGGGCGCUCUUGUUGCCUUGGCCUUGUUCUUCCGGACUAGGAACUUCUAUAGAAAUGUUACAAGACUGGCACAUCCCAACUGACAAAAGACUCAUAUUUGGUUCGAUCAUCGGAUUGGAGAGAAAACAUUUUGGGGCUGACCGUACGUUCAUUCUUGAGCAAAUUCGGGUUUUUGGGACCGAGAAAUGCAACUUUGCCCUCUGUGUCUGAAGCACAUUUAGCUGCUUCAGCUUGGCCUUUAUCACAGUGAUGAGGUGACAUUUCUUCAUUGUGCAAGGCUUUUACUCUUGUAAAGGAUUAUUGUGUAUUAUAUAGGUGAUUAUUAUGUAUCAGGUUGCCAGUUUCUCUAGACUGGAUGGGGUUAGAAGUUUUUUCUUUUCCUCUAUAUUUACUUAGCGGUUUAAGCACUCAGUUAGUUCCUGUAUUAUUGUGAGAUGUUCAAUUUAGUCUUGUACUAUUAAAUUGGUCAAUUUAGUCCAUGUAUUAUUAAAUAAAAGUAUUAAGGUCACUGUUCAUUAUGCCAA